CUGGGCCGUGGUGCCCUAGGCGGUCGGUCUGUGAUGGAGAUCUGAGAAGGCGCCCUCCUCCAGCCGUGUCGCGCACCACUACUUCUCGUUGGGCGGUGCGGACUGCGGAUCUAACCGCGCUUGGCUUUUCCGCCUCAUUUUUUUUCUUCUCCGCCGGGCGUCUCCCUCUUUCCCGUCUUUCGUUCUCCUCAUCGGCGUCGCUUUUCUGCUGGCAUCACCCACGGCCUCCCUCUGGCUUCAUAAAACAGGAAAGAAGGGGGAGGCCCCAGGAGCAAUUUUUUCUUGGAGGCACGAGGCGCACGAUGGCGUGGAGGCGGAGUGUGAUCAGACUCGUCGGCGAUCUGAAUCUCCUUCGAUCCUUUCUCCCUCGGGGUGCUGCUCUUCUCCAUUCCCACGCCACCAGCUUUGGGUUCAAAGAAGUGCCAGAAGAAGAAAAAAGUAAAUUGGUUGGUAAUGUCUUCAGUAGCGUUGCUUCAAACUAUGAUCUCAUGAAUGAUAUGAUGAGUGCUGGAUUGCAUAGGCUGUGGAAAGAUAGGCUGGUUUCCAAAUUGCAUCCUUUUCCAGGAAUGAAGCAUCUUGAUGUGGCUGGUGGAACAGGUGAUGUAGCAUUUCGUGUUUUAGAAAGUAUAAAUAGUGUCAGCCGCAGGGCCAUGCAGGAUGGUCUUGCUGAGACAGAAGAAGAAACACAAAUAUACAUAUGCGACAUUAACCCAAAUAUGUUGAAUGUUGGCAAGAAGCGUGCUAUUGAAAGAGGGCUGGGUGAAAAUCACUGCCUUCAUUGGAUAGAGGGUGAUGCAGAAGCUUUGACUUUUGAGGAUGAAUCAAUGGAUGGUUACACUAUUGCUUUCGGGAUCAGAAAUGUCACUCACAUUGAGAAAGCUCUUGCAGAGGCUUACAGGGUUCUAAAACGAGGAGGCAGGUUCCUUUGUCUGGAGUUGAGUCAUGUAGAACUCCCAAUCUUCAAACAACUCUAUGAUUACUACUCAUUUUCAGUCAUUCCAGCUAUGGGAGAGCUGGUAGCUGGUGACCGAGAAUCAUACCAGUACUUGGUUGAGAGUAUUCGCCGGUUCCCUAACCAGGAGGCAUUUGCUCGCAUGAUUGUUGACACAGGCUUCGAGAAAGUAGAAUAUGAAAACCUUGUUGGUGGUGUAGUUGCCAUUCAAUCUGGACUGAAAUUAUAGGAGAUUCAUUCAAUCUUGUCAUGAUUCUCAAUCUUCAGAGUUAAGUGGCCAGUUGGCUUCAAACAAGAACCGGACAUCCAUGCAGAUGUGUUAAUGGCAACUUAUCAGUGGAAUUUAUUCUAUUGACAUCUUAAUUUAUGAUUUAUUUUGGUGUCUCAGAAAGAUGAGGCAAGUUUUGUAUUGAUGAUUAACAUAAAUGUUGUGCUUAGAAAUCUUUAGAUUUCUUGUGAGUUUUAUAGUGAUCAUGCAAAGCAUGUAUUAAGUAGUAUAUAAUUAGUUGUUGGUAUCGUGCUUUGUGCCCUCAUCUGAAUUGUGCUUAUGAUAAUACCAAACAUCUAUUUUUGGUGUGUUCUGCUUCA
Messenger RNA from Elaeis guineensis (African oil palm), 1540 nucleotides. RefSeq names its product 2-methoxy-6-polyprenyl-1,4-benzoquinol methylase, mitochondrial. NCBI's taxonomy places the organism in Eukaryota, Viridiplantae, Streptophyta, Magnoliopsida, Arecales, Arecaceae. The record is from RefSeq and is a predicted model, not a curated record. Gene Ontology annotation, molecular function: 2-methoxy-6-polyprenyl-1,4-benzoquinol methyltransferase activity. Gene Ontology annotation, cellular component: mitochondrion. Gene Ontology annotation, biological process: ubiquinone biosynthetic process.